GUCAUUGCUAAAUGUUUUUAUUUUCCUAGCGCACAUCCAAAUCGAAAUUAUAUGUGUUUAUCGCGCUUAUCAUCGUUACCGGCACUCUGAGGUCUGAGGACACUCAAAAUCGCCAGUAAUUGCGCGUUCUAUGCUGUAUAAUGCUGAAGGCUGCCAGUAACCUCUUGCCCAACGGAGUAUUCAGCUGCCUGACCGCCGCAUAUUUUAAAGCUUCAGCGCUCAAACAAAACGGACUCCGAGGCAUGCAUAGCACACCGUCGUUGAUUCAACUCGAGAAGUUGAAUAUUCAGGUUUUGCCUGCCCUGUCAGACAAUUAUAUGUAUUUGAUUGUUGACAAGGCGACGAAUCAAGCGGCGAUCAUAGAUCCGGUCGCUCCUGAUGAUGUUCUCAAAGCAGUGGCUGAACAACAGGUUAACUUGACAAAGGUUUUAACAACACACCAUCAUUGGGAUCAUGCAGGGGGAAAUCUUCAACUGAUCCAGAAAUCAAAGAAUCCACUCCAGGUCUUCGGCGGCGAUGAUCGAAUCGAUGGUUUGACGAAUAAAGUGGGCCAUGGUGACAGCUUCACCAUUGGCGAAGUAAACGUGGAGUGCCUCGCGACUCCUUGCCAUACAACCGGCCACAUUUGCUAUUAUCUAACAGCCCCAGGUCAAACACCGGUGGUUUUCACCGGUGACACUUUAUUCAUCGCCGGUUGCGGACGUUUCUUCGAGGGUACCGCCGAGCAAAUGUAUUCCGCACUCGUGGAGAAGCUCGGUAAACUACCGGACAACACACAGGUAUUCUGCGGGCACGAGUACACCGUAUCGAAUCUAAAGUUCGCACAACACGUGGAGCGAGAUAAUGCCGAUAUAAAAACGAAGCUUGCAUGGGCGAUGGCGCAACGCGAGAGUAACAUGCCCACCGUCCCGGGGACGAUUUCCGAAGAGAAGCGUAUUAAUCCGUUUAUGCGUGUGCAUGCGCCCGGCGUACAGAAGCACGCGUCCUGCAGCGAACCUCUGGACACGAUGCGCGUCAUUCGCAAGGAGAAGGAUAGCUUUAAAGCUUGAGGAUAUUUUUGAUAUUGUUACAAUUGGUUAUAUGCAUUUAUAUUUCUACUGACUUCUUACGGAUACGUACACGGCAUAUUUUUUAUUGGAAAUGUUAUUGAAUCUUAAUUGAACAAAGAAAUACGUUUGGGGAAGCAAA
Messenger RNA from Dalotia coriaria, 1188 nucleotides. RefSeq names its product tenzing norgay (gene tzn). NCBI's taxonomy places the organism in Eukaryota, Metazoa, Arthropoda, Insecta, Coleoptera, Staphylinidae. The transcript has 4 exons. The record is from RefSeq and is a predicted model, not a curated record. Bases 141 to 1049 code for a protein of 302 amino acids. Gene Ontology annotation, molecular function: hydroxyacylglutathione hydrolase activity.